AUGGCCUGCUACGUUCAAAAACAAAAAUGUUUUAAAUUGCAUUUUAAAUUAUAUCUAGAUUACAGUAGGUUUAUAGGUUACAGGUGUGUUGAACUUCACUUCGUUGCACUUCGUUACGUUCAACUGUUUAUAGAUUACAGUAGGUUUAUAGGUUACAGGUGUGUUGAACUUCACUUCGUUGCACUUCGUUACGUUCAACUGUUUAUAGAUUACAGUAGGUUUAUAGGUUACAGGUGUGUUGAACUUCACUUCGUUGCACUUCGUUACGUUCAACUGUUUAUAGAUUACAGUAGGUUCAUAGGUUACAGGUGUGUUGAACUUCACUUCGUUGCACUUCGUUACGUUCAACUGUUUAUAGAUUGCAGUAGGUUUAUAGGUUACAGGUGUGUUGAACUUCACUUCGUUGCACUUCAUUACAGUAGGUUCAUAGGUUACUGGUGUGUUGAACUCCACUUCGUUGCACUUCGUUACGUUCAACUGUUUAAAGAUUACAGUGGGUUUAUAGGUUACAGGUGUGUUGAACUCCACUUCGUUGCACUUCGUUACGUUCAACUGUUUAUAGAUUACAGUAGGUUCAUAGGUUACUGGUGUGUUGAACUCCACUUCGUUGCACUUCAUUACAGUGGGUUUAUAGGUUACAGGUGUGUUGAACUUCACUUCGUUGCACUUCGUUACGUUCAACUGUUUAAAGAUUACAGUGGGUUUAUAGGUUACAGGUGUGUUGAACUCCACUUCGUUGCACUUCGUUACGUUCAACUGUUUAUAGAUUACAGUAGGUUCAUAGGUUACUGGUGUGUUGAACUCCACUUCGUUGCACUUCGUUACGUUCAACUGUUUAUAGAUUACAGUAGGUUCAUAGGUUACUGGUGUGUUGAACUCCACUUCGUUUCACUCCGUUACGUUCAACUGUUUAUAAAUUACCAGUUUUCAAUGGGAAAUUAG
Molecule: messenger RNA, 942 nt
Organism: Chironomus riparius
Lineage: Eukaryota; Metazoa; Arthropoda; Insecta; Diptera; Chironomidae
Source: the annotation of a GenBank genome assembly